ACGGGAGGGGUGGGUGUUUGCAGGAUUCUCAAGGUGAAGAUUGAAAUUAAGUGUUAAAUGAUAUCAGGGAACAACGGGGCUGGGCGUUGUUGUGUGUUGUUUGAUUCUACCAAAAGUUCAGCCUAGCGUGGCACUUUUAAAAAAAAACUUAAUGGUUCAGUGACAUCACUGGGAGAGGAGGGGGUAUUAAAUAAAAGCUCCUAUUCCUUUCUUUCCCCCCAUGCCUCUCUCCGCAGGUAGGACCCGUCUGGGGACUGACUUGUGUGUUUUCCCCCAGCCCUUUGAGCCCUAGACUCUUGCUCGGUGUCUGGCGUGAGAUCGCCCGGUCUGCAAAGAGACUGUCGCCGCCUUAUAACCCACCGCAGCCCUGUACAAUGACCCUCUGACUCCCUUCUCCCUCAAGAUCGUUGCCUUUCAAGAUGGAGAAUCCUGAGAACAUUAGCAUGAUCUCCCAAGUUGCAAGACGACGUGUUGUGUCAAAAGAUGGCCAUAACAAUGUGAAAAUUGACCAAGUGGAUGGCUGGGCCUUCCUUUACCUACAGGAUCUUUGGACCACAGUUAUUGACAUGAAGUGGCGUUACAAACUAACUCUUUUCACAGCAACAUUUGUGAUAACAUGGUUCCUUUUUGGGAUCCUCUGGUAUGCCAUAGCAUUUAUACAUGGAGAUUUAGAGCUAUUGCACCCCCCAGCUAACCACACACCCUGCGUGGUGAACAUUGAAACCUUAACAGGAGCAUUCCUGUUUUCCCUGGAGUCCCAGACAACCAUUGGCUAUGGCUUCCGCUGUAUCACAGAGGAGUGCCCGUUUGCCAUUAUCCUGUUAAUCAUUCAAUUGGUCAUUACCACCUUGGCGGAGAUCUUUGUCACUGGUACUUUUCUGGCAAAGAUCGCAAGGCCAAAAAAGCGUUCUGAGACGAUCAGGUUUAGCUACCAUGCUGCCAUUGCCAUACACAAUAACAAGCUUUGCCUCAUGAUUCGUGUGGCUAACAUGAGGAAGAGUCUUCUGCUUCAGUGCCAGCUUUCUGGGAAAUUCCUGCACAACCACAUCACUGAGGAAGGCGAGACCAUCAAACUCAAGCAGGCAAAUGUGAAUUUUCAGGUGGACACUGGUUCUGAGAGCCCCUUCCUCACCUUCCCCUUGACUUUUUAUCACAUUAUUGACGAGAAAAGUCCACUGAGCAGAUAUGCAUCGGCAAACCUGAGGGAUAAAGACUUUGAGCUUGUUGUCAUUUUAAAUGCCACAGUGGAGUCCACAGGUGCCGCUUGCCAAAUCAGAACCUCAUAUGUGCCAGAGGAGAUACUUUGGGGCUAUGAAUUCGUGCCUCUUAUGUCGCUGUCCCCUGGUGGGAAAUAUCUGGUUGACUUCAGUUUCUUUGACAAGCUUAGGAAGAGCUCAAACCCUUACUUUGCCUCUGAAGCACUGAGGUAUGCGGACAUUGAUAAGCUAAAACUUGAAGAAAAAUAUCGAGAGGACGAACAGAACAAAUUAUUCAGUAGGAUCCAAACUGUUCAUAGCAAUGUCUAGCAAAACUUUUGUACACAAUAUGAUGUGAAUAAUGCCAGCAUCCUUUGGAAAUUUUAUAAUCAAUAAACAUCUGUCUGGUACAUAAAAGGCCUUCAGUGAAGCCAUUAGCAUUUUCAUCAAAAGAGCGCAUUUAGUCAAAGCCAAUGCCAGGAAGUUCCCAAUGAUCUUAUAUAACAAGAGCAACGUUAAUAAUUACGUUAAGGGGAAAAUGUAUUCUUUUUACUUGAUUGUUCACUUUGAUAAAACUUAAUGAUGCAACCAAUCCAGCAGUAUCUUUAGAUGAUGCUCUGGUUCCUGCUGCUCAGAACCAUUUCCCCUUAUUCCUGCUAAGUUUCAAAUAAGCCAUUGUCUUCCAUUUCCUUGCAUCAUAACUUUGUUAAUAUCAUGGCUCUUCACGUUGUCUCAUACCCCAAUGUAUUCUUCCCUUGGACCUAAAAACAGUAUAACCGCCUACGUCCCUCAAUAUGACGUUCAUUUUACAGUCUACCAGCUUUUAAAAUCCAGGGCUGUCUGAUGGACAGUCCAACCAGUCUAUUACUCAGUGUUUUAGUUACUAAUCAGAUCUGUAGUUUCCCACUUCUGAAUUCUUUAUUAGCAACAUACGGCUAAUGGCUAAUGUAUUGGACCACACUGACCUAGCCACAAUGUUAUAAUUUACCUGAUUCUUCCUUACUUAUUCUGUUCAAUCUUAAUGGGGUGUCCUUUACUCUGAUGUGUAGCUCAUGUCCAAUAAUUCUCAAUUGAUAGAAUAUAAAUGUGAUUUAUGUACUUGAAUAGAUUUUUUUAAAAAUGUUUAAUCUCCUAGAAAUAAUUAGUUCUUUUGAUGACAUGUUGGUGGGACAUAUUUGUUAAAGUCUUAUUGAUCUUGAUAAACAACUGAUGUGACUAAUUAGGAUAUCCUAUUAGUGGCAUGCCACACUUUUUAAGUGGAAAACAUUUUACAGUUCCUUUAAUAUGUCUGGUUAAUGUUUAUUUUUACAUUUUCAUGAAACUGAGAGAUUUAUUUAAAUUACACUUCAUGCUUCCACCUAUUUAUGUCAAUGCCUAAUAAACUGAAUAAUUAAUUGUAAAUAUAUGGAGCAUUACUCACUGUGGACUACAAUAGAAAUGGAAUCCCAUUUGUAUAUCAAGUUCCAAUUUAAAUAUAGUCUUAUACUGCUUUCGAAAGGAAUAUGAGAAAAUGUAUUCUGUGCUUUGUUAUCACUAUCCUGAGAAGCAGAGCAUUAUUUUUGUUGUACUUGUAGAUAUUAUUGUUUGUAUGCUUAAUGCUGGGUUAUUACUUUGUAAAAUAAUUUGGUUGAUCUGA
Carcharodon carcharias (great white shark) is the source of this 2832-nucleotide messenger RNA. It is a transcript of the gene kcnj15, whose product is annotated as potassium inwardly rectifying channel subfamily J member 15. Gene Ontology annotation, biological process: regulation of monoatomic ion transmembrane transport; potassium ion import across plasma membrane. NCBI's taxonomy places the organism in Eukaryota, Metazoa, Chordata, Chondrichthyes, Lamniformes, Lamnidae. The record is from RefSeq and is a predicted model, not a curated record. Gene Ontology annotation, molecular function: inward rectifier potassium channel activity. Gene Ontology annotation, cellular component: plasma membrane. The transcript is spliced from 2 exons. The coding region runs from base 420 to 1526 and encodes 368 amino acids.